AUGUCAAAUCAAAAUCAUCAUUUAAAGUUACAGUUUCGCCGAAUAUUUGAAGACCUCAUUCCAUGGUAUUUUAUUGGAUCUUUGGUCAGCUGUGUUGCCAACAUAGAUUCAUUGAUGGGCGCUGAAAUUGAACAAACAUUGGAACGUACCUACGAUGUCGUGAUGAGCUCACCAGAAAUCCGUCAAUUGUCAUUCGGAAAACUUAAGGCUUUGGAAUCUGGAGCUGGAGGAGCUGCACCAACCGCAACCAGUAUAGAAACAAUCAAGUACCAGCUGGUAGCAAAGCAUGCCCUUGCUAUCGAAGGUUUUGUCACUGCUUUGAAACGAUUGGCCGCCAAAUUAACCGUACCAGUUUAUGGUUUGCAAUGUACAAAAGACGCUCAUUGA
Molecule: messenger RNA, 387 nt
Organism: Contarinia nasturtii (swede midge)
Lineage: Eukaryota; Metazoa; Arthropoda; Insecta; Diptera; Cecidomyiidae
Product: fatty acid synthase-like
Exons: 3
Coding region: 1-387 (128 amino acids)
Source: RefSeq, a predicted model, not a curated record